AUGACGCUCGUUACGGUGCCUUCAACGUCUCUUAUCACUGCUGCUACAGCCAGCGACGAUGCUUCAGCAGACGCUCACUACACAACCGGACAUGCUACCGCCGUCGGUGCUACUGUUGAACCGGCACCCGCGUUUGAGGAACCGCCGCUCUCGCGUCAGCGGAGGGAGACGGAGGAGCUGUUGUUGGCGGUUAACUCGAGCGUGCUGCUGCGGAUUCUGUCUGACGUCAGCCUGUCUGCGGAGGACCUCGCGCGCCUCGAGCUCGUGUGCGGGUUCUUCCGCCGCCCCGCGCAUCUGACUCCGCACCCGCGCCUCUCGUUGGCGGAAGUGGCGGCGCACGACCGCUGCCAGCAGCACUCCCUGCGCUUCCGCAUGCUGCCGCGCGCGCAGCAGCGCCUGCUGUGGGCGCGCUGCGGGCGUUCGUGGAAGCUUCUACUGCGUUUCCUUAUCACCAGCGACGCCUGCAUCAGGCACGGUCAGCCCCAGGUGGCAGCGGGAUGUGCACACAGCGUAGCGGUGGGGCGCGGUGGAGAGGUGUGGACGUUCGGGCAUGGGUCGGCGGGGCAGCUGGGGAGACCCCUGGCUGCUGCUGGCAGUGCUGGUGCGGCUGCUGGUGGUACUGCUGCUGCUGCCGCUGCUGCUGGUUAUGCUGGUUUUGCCGCUGCUGCAGCUGCUGCUGUUGGUGGGUUUGCUGGGCUUGCAAACGAUGUGACAACCACUCUGGCAGCCACUGCAACGGGGGCUGUGACUGUGACUUUAAGGAGUGGGAUUGAAAGGGGGCUGGUGGGGAGUGGUGAUGCGUCCGCGGAACCUUCCUGGAAGCCACAGAUUGUGAGGUCGCUUCAAGGGGUGCGCGUGGUGCAGGCAGCAGCAGGCAGGGCGAGGACAAUGCUAGUCUCAGACACAGGCUCGGUGUAUCACUUCGGCAGGGACUGCUUCGGCGACCAGGAAUACUCCCUCACCUCCCCCGAGCCUGUCACCGAGCCUCGGCUCGUGGAGUCGCUUCGGCACAUUCAAGUUGUUCAGGUCGCGUUGGGGAAUUUCUUCACAGCAGUGCUCUCAGCAGAAGGCCGCGUCUUCACUCUCUCUUGGGGCGGCCGGGGGGACGGCAGACGCACCACCAUCACUGCUGCUGCUGCUGCCGCUGCCGCUGCCGCUGCCGCUGCUCCUGCUGCUGUUGCUGCUGCUGCCGCUUUCCCUGUUGCUGCUGUUUCCGCUAAUUCUGACGCUGAUGGUGAUGGUGAUGCAAGCCAGAGCUUCAAUAAUGCCGUUGCAGCAGGCAGUGAGUUCCGAGGCGAGAGGCUCGGGCACGCCACCGAUCCUGCGGACACCGUGCCGCGGCAGCUUGCCGGACCUGGGAUGAGCGCCGUGCUUGGGCUGGGUGUAGGGGCGAGGGGAGGGGGUUGUGGGGGGAGGAAGGGGAGCUGCAAGUGUGGUGAAACGCGUAUGGAGGUGGAGGAGCAAGGGGGAGAGGACGAGGAGGAAGAAGAAGAUGAAGAGGAGGAGGGCGGGAUAGUGUCUCUCCCAGUGGUGCAGAUAGCAGGAGGACACUGCUACCUGCUCGGGUUGACUUGCGCCAAGGAGCCUCACGGCAGGUCUGUCUGGUCCAUAGGCUGUGGUCUGGGCGGCAAGCUAGGCCACGGCACAAAGUACGACGAACGCCGCCCAAAGGAAAUCGCGCACUUCAAAACCCUAGAGUUCGCCCCCACAGCCAUGGCUGCGGGCGCGUGGCAUGCCGCUGCUGUUGCUGCUGAUGGGAGAGUUGCCACGUGGGGGUGGGGCAGGCACGGGUGCCUGGGGCAUGGGAAGGACCAGUGUGAAACGCUGCCCAGGGUUAUUGAGAGCUUGUGUAAAAAGGAGGAGGGGGAUAUGAGCAGUGGGGUGAAUGGGGGGGGUGGUGGUGGCGCUGGUGCUAAUGAUGCUGCUGGUUCUCGUGGUGCUGCCCCUGCUUCUGCUGCUGCUGCUGCUUCUGCCCCUACUGGAUCAGUGGCACCUGCCAGCAGGGAUGAAUCGCACGGCUCACAUGGCAAGCUCCAUCCAGCCGUCAAAGCCUGCCACGUGGCAGCAGGGGAUUACACGACGUUUGUGGUGGGGGAGGGCGGCGAGGUGUGGUCGUUUGGAAGCGCGGAGAGCGCAUGCUUGGGGCAUGGCGGCGGGUGGGAGAGGGAGGAGGAGGAGGAAGGGGAAGAAAUCGACGAUCCUGAUUUGCACGAUAUCAUGCUGCGGCAGCACCGGAGGCGCAAUCGGGAUGUGAUGCAGCCCAGGCGAGUGUCUCUGCUGGAGGAGCGAGCUGCCCACCCCCCUGCUUCUCUACCUGCUGCUGCUGCUACCGCUCCUGCUGCUUCGGAUGCUGAUACUGCUGGUGCACUCCCGUCCACCGUCAACCCACUUGCCCCUCCAGCUGCUGCUACCCCUCCUGUUGCGGCCACUCUUGCUGCGUCCACGUUGCUAGGUGGGGGGACGGCCGAUGCAAGGGGCAGUGUGAGAGGGCUGUUCACGUGGGGCAGUCUACCUGCUGCUGCCACUGGGGGACGAGUGAGCGUGAUUGGAAUGAUUCCUGUUACUGCCACGGCUGCUGCUGCCGAUACUGCUACUGGUGCUGCUGCAACGGUUGCUGCUGCCAAUGGUCCUGCUGGUGACGUCACUCCUGUAACACCGCUCUUGUCUGUGGUUACCAGUGGCUCUGGCAACGGCAGUGGAUGUCUGGGUAGUGGAGAUGGGAGUGGGAGUGGUAGAGAUGGGAGUGGGAGAGGCAGCGGUGAUGCCAUGGCUGUGAGCUUGAGUGACUGGAUGAACAGCAUCGUCAGUAGUAGUGUUGGUAGCAGCAACGUCGGCAGCAGCAACGUUGCCAGCAGCAGCAGCUCUGGCCUGGAUAGCCCCAGCGGCAACAGCAGCAGCAACACCAACUCCAAGACCAGCAACAGCAACGGAAACGGCAGAAGGAGCACCAGCGAUGCUACAGGCAGCAGCAGCAGCAGCAGCAGGAGGGGUACGGUGGUGCAGAUAA
Molecule: messenger RNA, 3007 nt
Organism: Closterium sp. Naga37s-1
Lineage: Eukaryota; Viridiplantae; Streptophyta; Zygnematophyceae; Desmidiales; Closteriaceae
Source: the annotation of a GenBank genome assembly